Molecule: messenger RNA, 918 nt
Organism: Lycium ferocissimum
Lineage: Eukaryota; Viridiplantae; Streptophyta; Magnoliopsida; Solanales; Solanaceae
Exons: 5
Coding region: 1-918 (305 amino acids)
Cellular component (GO): precatalytic spliceosome
Source: RefSeq, a predicted model, not a curated record
AUGGUGCCUCAAGAGGUAAUCCAGGACCAAGUUCAGCAACUUUUACGUAUUAGAGAUCAUAAUGGAGAUCUAGUAUAUGCAGCACGGAAAAGAUUGGAGGAUACUACUAAUGCAAUAGCUGAAGCAGUUGCAAUUGAAGAUGGAAUACAAUAUUGUAAGAUAUUAGAUGGAAUAUGGGAAGUGCCAUGGAGGAUAUCAUUGGUAGUUAAAAGAAUUCAAAGGCUGAGAGAAGGAAAGCAGAUUGGUGUGGCUCAUGUACCAUGCAGUUUCAUAAUUUUCAGGAAGUUCCAUCAACAGACUGAUAUUGGAUUGAUUUGGAGUUUAAAGGCUGGAUCAGUACUACUACAAAGGAUACAAGAAGUGCUAGACAGAAGGUGCAUUGCUAGACAAGGUGCAAGCAUUUUGAUGGAUCAGUAUGCGCAUGAGGAAUUUUCGAAUCUGACGGUCUUUGUGCCGAUCUAUGAGCUUGGUUUAUAUGGUGAAGGCGUGCAAAAAAUUGUUGAAGAGACCAACGGUACUUCUUCUAAUAAGACCAAAGACAACGAUAACAAUAAUAGCGCUGUAGAGGAGAAGACCGACAAAAGCUAUUGCCGAAGAGAUAGAAACGGUAACGAAGAACACGCCGUCGAUGAUGAAAACCAAGAGAGCCAUAGCAGCAAAAAGUCUCAUGGUGACAGCGAAAGCAUAAGAAACAAGGAUAAGGAGAGAGACAGAGACAGAGAUAGGGAAAAGUCAUCGAGGCAUCGAAGUAGAGACCGCGAAUCGGAGAGAGAUAGAAAACGAAGCUCGAAAGACCGUGACCAUGACUGUGAUAGAGAGAAGAGGGAUAAGGAUAAGGAAAAAGAGAGGGAUAGAGACAGGGAGAAGGAGAAAGAGCGAGAUACCAAUCAAAAGAGUGGAGAUCGGGAUAGGGAGUGA